Lymnaea stagnalis (great pond snail) is the source of this 13261-nucleotide messenger RNA. The record is from the annotation of a GenBank genome assembly. NCBI's taxonomy places the organism in Eukaryota, Metazoa, Mollusca, Gastropoda, Lymnaeidae.
GAAUUAUUUAGAAAUAAUAUAUAUAUAAAUUAUAUUACAUCUUUUUUGCCAAGAAAAUAUUUCAAAUUGCUUCAGACGAUUCUUCUGGGGCAUAUUUACACACCUUCAUCUUUAAAUCAUGCGUACUAAAACACGCUCGCCUUGAUGGUAUUUGUUUGCAAAGUAUUUUUUUUUUAAAUGCCUAUUUCCUGACAAGAUCGUAUUCCUUUAAAAAAAAAAGUCAGGUCUACAGUCUUAAUCACCCGAAGGUUAAACUUGUGCACACCUGAAGCAAAAUCAUAGGUGAGGACAAACCCUAUCCUUUAAGUGGACUGAAAAAAAGGGAUUGGACCAAAACUUCAGCGAACGAUCCUCAAAAAUGUGUUGUUCAACAAUAGCGAAAUGCAUCUUCAUGGUUAUCAACGUGCUUGUAUUGGUAAGAACCUAAUUAUUGAAGCUUACAAAUCCAUUCUUAUUUAAACGCCAACGACUAUUUGUGAACACAUCUGAUCUUCAAAGACUUAGUUAUUUGAUUCAGUCACGGUCGAGCUUUGCUUCAAACGUAAUUCGCCUUCGAGAGUUUUCCCAGUCUUUAAUUACAAAUUUCACAUAUAAUCUCUUAUAUAAUAUAUUUUGCUUGUGGUGUGCCUGCUUCAAUUUCCGGAUAGCGCGCGAAAUAUAAUUCACGAUAACAACGCAAAUUGAUUUUUAAAAAAAAUAACGGAACUGCGUUUGGUGCGUAACAUUUUCUUUUUCUGUUCAGAAAAUGUAGUAGUCUCAAUUUAAAUAAGGUGUAAUAAAUAUUCGGCUUAAAAGUGGUUGGGAAUCAGAAUAUUUUUUUCAUGGGGGUGAAAUAAAAUGUGAGCAGUAACAUUUCAUUUGGGAGGGGGGGAGGGGUGUAGCGAAAAUUGGGAUUCUCAAAAGUGCGUUACUUGAGUUCAUAUCUUGUCAAGUAAUUUUAGUAGAUCGGAAGUUCACCCCAUUGCAGUCGCCAAUGUUUGGCGGCGCGAUAACUAGCUAUUUAUUAUUUUGCCAACGCGUCAUUGUAAUAAGUUUUUGGUAUUUACAUUUAUUUAGGCAUUUUUAUAUAGCGCUUACCUUAAAGUUCUAAGCGCUUUACAAUUAUUAAAAACAUGUAAACUAAGUAAAAUAAAAAUGAGACACUAGGAUAGUAACUACUAUACUAUAGAAACAAUGAAAAUGGCUAUAAAACGAGGACACUUUGGCACGUGUUGGCCUAUACUACAGGAUCAACCCGAGACAGAAAAUGAGGCAGGGCAAGGAGGGUGCAUCACAGGUCAUAGGCGGAUCUAACAGAUGGGUUUUAAGGGACAUUUCACUAUUUGCCUAUGAGAUUAUGGAGGUUUGGCAAAGAACAAUAGUUUUUAAGGAGACGAUUUUAUAAGUCAGGUGAAGGUGGAUGAAAGAAAUCCCAAGAAGUCAAUUUUCUGGACGCUUCGUUACACUUUAAGCUAUACAGAUAAUAUAAAUAUAAAUAUAUAUAUAUUUAAAUUAAAAAAGUGCUGAUCUUGGAGUUGGACUUAGCACAGAGCAGUCACGUGGAUCCCACAAUUCCAGCAGCUGCAGAAUACUUUGGAUAAUUUAAGGGGGCCUAAAUAUAAUGAUUUUGUAAAAACUAAUAAUAACUACACCAUCAACUACAAAAAAAAAAGAAAAAAAAAAAAACAACAAAAAAAAAAAUAAAAAACAAAAAAAAGAAAAAGACACAAAACAUCACGUGAUGGCUCUGACUAAAAAAAAAAGGGGGGGGGGUAAUUCAAAAUUGAAAAUUUAGUAACGUAAAUAAAAGACUAGCUGUUAUGGAUGGCAAAUCAUAAAAACGUUAUUUAAAAUGGAACUGUUUUUAUGUACACAGCCAGGCUAUAUGCUGUGUUUGUCCACUGUUAGCGUGUACAGAGACAGACUAUAUGUUGCUUUUGUCUACCUCGCGCUUUACCAGGCUAAUGGUUACCUUCCACCGAUGUGAUUUAAACACCAUGACACUUCCACGCUGGUUUCUGUCUUCCAAAGGAAGCAUUCGUUUUAUUUAGCAUUGUUGUUAAUAGCACAAUGGCCCCCCUCAGUGGGUCUUCUCAGCAUAGUGUAGGAAUUCAUUGAAACAUUGUUUUUUUGUAUAGUUACAAUGGGAUCUAAUUACUUGUCUUGUCUUGUCUUUUUUUUUUUCAGAUCAUAAGUACGGCUUUCAUAGCACUGGGGACGAUUGUAGCUUUUACGCCAGAUAUCUUAGCCAUUCUGUUUAAAGCUGCCGAAACAUCUGCCGGUAAAGAAUAUACUUUAGAGUUAACUAUAUAAUAUAUACAUCUAUGCAUAUAAAUAUAUAUAUAUAUAUAUAUAUUACAAUUAUUGUAAACCAGGGGUUGGCAACCCACGGCACGCGUGCCAGACUUGGCACGAAGAACUAUUUUCGAUGGAGCGCAGUAGAGCAAAAAAAAAAAAAAAAAAAAAAGACAUGAAUUUAAGCAGGCGGUGCAGUUAAAAUUUCACGUUGUCGGCACGCUGCAUAAAUUAGAAGAACCGCUUUGGCACAAAUCUAUGCCACAAGGUUGCUGCCCUGUGUUUUAGACAAUCCGUAAGUUGGGCCCUAUUAAAAAAGAUAAGGAAAUUUAGUUUUUUUUCUUUUCAUUUAAUUAAAAAAAAUAAUUAUAUUUUACCUAUUUACCUAGGGGUGUGUUGGUGGGGUAUGUUGGUGGGGGUGUGAGGGGUGGGAGGGUGGGUGGGGGUUGUUGAAGUUAUUAUUUCACAGCCCAACCAAAUCUUGGUGCUUAAGCACGAUCGUUAAGGUAAAUCUAUGUUCAUGCUACAUAAAUAAUACAAACCAUAAAAUAUACACCCUUUAAACGUAUCCUUAUCAUUACACACAACCUGACCAGUGGUGCUAACGUAGGGUGUACGCACCCCUCCCCCCCCCCAAAUCCAGGCCAAUGUUCUAGUGGGGGCUUCGGGGCAAAAAAAGUCGGGAACCAUCGACCUAAGAGAAUUUCAAUCCAAAAUAUUUAUUUUGCCUGUCAAUAAUUGAUACUGUUCAGUUGUUUCAGUGAUGUUCGAUUGAGAGAAUUUUAUUCCAAUUAGACAUUCUCAUUUUUUGUUUUGUUUUUAUCUAUUUAUAAAUUUGCUUUUAGCUCUCACCAGCCACCCAAUUCCGCUAUCUGCUGACGUCUUGAAUGACUUCCCAUUGCUCUACGAGUUAGGGAUUGGAUUAUUCGUUUUAGGUGGUGUUCUCUUCAUCAUAAGCUUCCUGGGAUGCUGUGGGUCGUGCUGCAGUUGCUUUGAUUGGAUGUUGAUAUUAGUAGGUAGAUUUGAUAUUAGCAAGUAGAUUUGAAACUAGUGAGUAGAUUUGAAACUAGUGAGUAGAUUUUAUAUUAGUGAGUAGAUUUGAAAUUAAUAAGUAGAUUUGAUAUUACCAAGUAGAUUUGAUACUAGUGAGUAGAUUUGACAUUAGUAUUUAGAUUUGAUGUUAGUAAGUAGUUUUAAUAUUAGCAAGUAGAUAAGAUAUUGGUAAGUGGCGACGGGCUGGAGGGACGGGGAUGGCUGUACACAGAGGCGGUCAGCCAAAUCUACGGAUGGACAAACGGACAGACGUACAGUCAUUCUUGACGAGGUUGAUGUCAAUUUUGUAAUAAUUACAUAAUUACAAAACUUGCCCAACACAAGACGACGUGUGCAGGCUUUAAACUCUUGUGCCGCAUCAGCGCCCUUAAGCCAUGUGACAUCAAAACGGUAAACCAGGGGUGGCCAUUCCAACAAGCCUUUUGUGGUCCACUUUGGUACUGAGUAAACAAUUCGCGGGCCGCGUGUCAUUACAUCUUAUAUGAAUUAUUAAAAUAAACCCUCAAUAAAUACAGAAUAUAAUUGUUCUAUCCAUUUCUUAAUGUGCACAAUUAAAUGCGCAAUAACACAAAAGAAUACAACUAAACUGAUGUGACGUCAUUCUAUUUGGUUUUUCUACUCACUUGUCUUUUUAAAAUCCAUUUCUUUGUCAGUUGGCAAAAGAUCAAAUAUACUAGUUUGUGUUAAAUCAGGCUUAAGCGGGCCACUGUAUUUAACACGGGGGGAGGGGGAGAGGGGGGAGGGGGGCGUGGCAUGUGGGUUGGCCAACCCCUGAGAUAAACUCUCUCACUUUGUCUUCAAGAUUGAAUCUCCUCGCUUGACAGCGUUGCAGUCCUCCCCAAUUGAGAUUUAAACAAUUAUUCUUAACUUAAAAUGUAAUUCCGUACAUGCUGAAACACCGUUCAUUCGACAAACAAAAAGAGAUAAUUACAGAGAAGGGAGCCCAGAAAUACAGACGGACGAACAGAUGCACGUAAGAGUUUCUAAAGAUUCAAAUCCAGAAAAUUUUUUACACAUUUUAUCGCUUAAAAAAAAAAAAAAAAGGUGAUUUUUCCAGUCACCAAUAGCUAAUAUAACUUAGGCAGGAGCAGCCUACUUUGUAUAGUUGCUAGGAUUUAUUGAAUGUCGAUUUUGUAUUUCAGUUUGCCGUUGUCAUGGUGAUACUUAUGAUUGUUGAAAUAGUGAUUGGAACCAUGUUCUUUGUCACGGAUUCUCCCGUAAGUUACAGAUGGAUAUCAGUAUUAAUUUAAUAAUAUAACCAUUUUGUUUAAACUAUAGGGGAAAAAACAAACGUUGUGAUAUGCAUCGUGACGUGACGUAAAGCUGUGGAUGGGUGACUGCGCCAACCGAACUGAAGGGUCAGCACGGAGCAGGCGAAUCUGAGUACCUCAGACGUGACCAGGGUGGUGUGUGGGGGGGGGGAGGAGUCACCACUAGGGUGUAGCCUAAGAUAGCCAGGUGCAUAACGGGUAGUUACCUCAAGGAAGAAGAGCGUGUACACCUGGGCGAUUACAAGAGUUGUUGGGUGCACUGUCACUUUUAUUGGAAUGUGAUGAGGGAAGAAAUGAGUUCGUUGCUAAUAAUCGUUUGAUGCGGAUACGAACCGUAGUGUGGAUUAAAUUCAGCAGUAUGGGACCCAGACAAACUAGGAAAAAAACAACAACAACAAAAAACAAACAACACUGCGUAAAAUUCAUAAAGCAGUGCUUUUCAAACAAACUGUGUCGCGGAACAGCAGUGUGCCGCCUGCAGGUUUUAGGUGUGUCGAGCUAAAAUAAGCUUUAAUGAAGUUCCCGCAUUUUUUAGUCAUCGAAGGAGCCGAUCGGAUAUACGAAUCGAUCAUGCAAGUUUACGCUGUGUCCUCUUUUGCUAUACAUGUAGAUUAUAGAUAUAUAGUCAAGUCUCCAGUUCAGUCUUUAAAUAGCCAAACUCAUUUAAUAGCAAGACCGACAUGGUUAUGUGAAAUUUAUGAUUUAAUAAUAGGUUUAACCUUAUUUUGGACAUUCCACGCCCCUUUCCGCCAUUUUCUUUGGUUUAAAGAGUACUGACGUAAGGCUGCAUCAAUUAUAAAGAUGUCAGUAAUAUGUUUAAAGAAAGAGGUAGAAGAACUUGGAUUGACAGAGAAUGAGAUUCUCGAAUACUGAGGAAUAGAAUCACGGAGAGGAAGAAUGGAGAAAGAGACAUCAGUAGAGUGGAGGGAAAAGAGAAUGCCAGAGAGAGGGAAAUAAAAUACUAUUAGAGAAGACAGAAAGUCAAUAGAAAGACAAGCUGAAUUCAAGGAGAUUAAGAGACAAGAAGAGAGGCUGAAUAGUAUAAGCAGAGACGAGAAGAGACAGCUAGAUAGCUAGAUAUAUAAAUAGAGCGACAGAUAAUUAGAUGGAUACAUAUAUAUAUAUAUACAUAGAUAGAUAUAUAUACAGAUAGAUAGAUAGAUAGAUAGAUAGAUAGAUAGAUAGAUAGAUAGAUAGAUAGAUAGAUAGAUAGAUAGAUAGAUAGAUAGAUAGAGAUAGAUAGAUUAGAUAGAUAGAUGAUAGAGAAAAAGAGAGAGGGAGAGAAAGUACCAAAUGUUUAGGAAAAUGAGCUAAGGCAAGCUCUACUCAAUAUUAUAUUUAUAUAUAUAAAAAUAUGGCUGGAACUUAUGUAAUGAUCAACUUUCAACUUUAAAAGAUUUGUGUGUGUGUGUUCGUGUGUGUGGGGAGGGGGGGUGGGAGUUGGGGAAAUAACAUUUUAAUACAGCGACCUACUUAACUACUCUUAAAUCUUCAAAAGAAUAAUGCUUACAUUAAUCACUCUUCUUGUUAGUAUAAUCUUUUAAUAUAUUUAUACUUGAUACAUAAACAACUUAUAUAUUUAAUCCUUACAUUCUUAGCAAACAGUUAAUGUGACUUUCAUUUUUUUGUAUAAAUAUUUCUCAUUUAAUAAGUGUGCUCAUUAUUUUCAGCUCCACGAUUUUGUUCGUCAAAAUCUCAAAGACAGAUUAGCUCAUUUCGACUACAGAGAAGACACCAAAGACUCCUUCAGCAUCGCCAUCAACCUGGUCAACUACCUUGUAAGCAUAUACAUAAAUUUAGAAUGUUAUUGUUUGUAAAAAUAGCCUGGUCGACUGAAGUAAAGAAAUAACCCAUUUGGCUUACGGCCCGUCAUCAUAAAAGUUCAGUCUCUAACCUUGACCCUACAAAUUUUAUCGGUUGUUAGCGAUGUAAUUUUCAUAAUUAGAUCACAUCUGAACGUUAAACAACUUGGACCCUAACAAAUACGGCAGAAAACCUAUUAAACACAUGGGAGAGGAAAGUUCUACGGAUAAUACAAGGACCAACAAAGGAUGAAUGUUUAAAGCUGUUAAGUAAGACAACGUAUGAAUCAAAUAAAAAUACACAACACAGUAGACGUUUGUGUAGUGAUACAUUUUGCAUAGGCCUUUUCCAAUUUAUGUGUCAUGGACAGCGUAAAGAAACUUGAUGAUAACUCAAUGAAUAAUUUUAAAAGAAGACAUUUGUUUAUGGACUGUGUGCAACUAUUGAGUGUUGUUUUUCGCUUUAGUUUAAGUGCUGUGGAAUUGAUGGAAUUGAAGACUUUCCAAACCCCGACCUUCCAAAGCCAGAAACUCUUUACUCUUGCAGUACUGAAUACCCUCCAUCAGUAAGUAUUAUUUCAAUGUUCAUAGUUUCAAUUGUACUCUAAUACGGGUUUUUAAAAAAAUCACUUGAUGCAGAAAGAAAUCUUUAAAGGGUGCGAGUGAAUAAAAAAUUGUAAAAUAAAGUAGUGUUUACGAAUAGGCAAUGGUAUACUAAAAAUACGGCAAGAAAAGACCUUAAUAAUCAAUAUAUUUAAAAAAAAAAAGAGUUUGAUUAGAUACAAAUAUCAGUGACUAUACAAGUUUGAAACACAGCAAACUCUGCUAAAGCAAAGCGUUUUUCUCAUAACGGAACACCUAUAGUCUGACGAAGAAUACACUUCUCUAAAAAGUGAACACCGCUUUAAUAAAUUUAAUUGUCAUUUUGGUAAAUAUAUAUAUAUAUAUAUAUGUUGUUGUUGUUCGUCCGUCGAAGUUGACAAGAACCAUCGAAUCAUCCGGUUAGGGGCGGGCCGGGGGGGGGGUUGGGAUUACGGUGAGCUCUUAGGUGGCUUGUUAGACCGAUCCUUGCUCGGAAUAAUCUAUGACACCGUGGGCAUGGAAUAGUUGCUUCAGGCGAUGACCUAAUGUUGCUCUUUCGGACAAGCCUGCGUGUCUCAGCUGUGGUUAUUCUCUUAGCUUCAUGGGAUUUAGCCCCCUUCUUGACAGCAGCUUUCCAUCUGGCUCUGUCCUGGUGGGCUGUCUGCAUCCAUUGAGUAGGGUUUAUGCUGAAGGCCUUUAGUGCCACUUUCAGUGAGUCUUUGUAACGCUUUCUUUGGCCUCCUUGGGAGAGCUUGCCUAUCGUGAGUACUCCAAAGAAUAUUUGUUUUGGGAGCCGGUGGUCUGCCAUACGGGCUACGUGUCCCAUCCAACGGAGCUGAGACUGCAUCAGAUGGGUGAAGAUACUAGGCAGGUUCGCUCUAGCGAGGACCUCGUUGUCGGGGACUUUGUCUUGCCACCUGAUAUAUAUUUAUAAAAGUGAAAUUUUGUUUGUGGGUUUAGGGGUUUGUUCUACAAAGGCUUUUACAUGGGUUUAUGGAUCUUGACCAAACGUGGCACAUAUAUCCAUCAUGAUCCAGAAGGAAAUCUUAAGGGGUUAUAAACUUUUUAUAACAUUCCGUUAGGGGCCGGGGGCCCCAAAUUCGUUUUUUCCGUAUAUGAGCGAUUUAAAAAUAAUUAGAAACAAAUACUCCUACAUGAGUAGAUCGAUCUUGACCAAACUUAGUACACAUAUACUUUAUUAUCCAUAUUCAAAUAUCGAAGGGUACUGGACUCAUAAUAUCCAUUUCUCUGGGGCCGGGGGGCCAAGUUCAUUUUUCCUUAUAUAAGCUAUAUAAAUAUCAAUAGGCUUAUGUGAAUUGAUGGAUAUAGGCCUAGCGUUGUAGCAAUACCCUUCUUUUGCUGUAUUGAUCUAUCGCUGCUUUAAAACUAAUAAGAUCCAAUCUAGAAUUUUCCAGAAAGUUGCAUAAUUUAAAAAAAGCGACAUCUAUGUCAUUUUAAAGUAGCUUUUAAUGGGGCAAAUUUUAAAUUUUAACUUCAUUAUUUAUCUGUCUGAUUUUAUAGGGCCCCUAUCUCAGGCAUAUCCAUAUCGGUACAUUUAUGGAAUGCCCACCACCCCAGGGGCCCCUCGAUUAACUUAAAAGAAAUAGGAUUAUAAUUAUGGCAUUUGUUGAAGAUUUUUAUCGUAUUUGAAAAAUAAUUAGAUAAGUUGUUUUUACACAUGUUUCGAGCAGGUUAUUAAAUUUAAUCUAGAAUAUUCCAGAAAGUUCUAAAUUGUUCCACGGGGAUUUAUAGUGGGGUCUAAAGGAUAAUGAAAUUUUAGUUAGUUCUAUUCAUUUCUAUACUGCCCCGGAGUUUACUGUUAUCUCAGUUCCACUGAAGAGUUUUUUGAUGCAGGAUACCAAAGGGGUCGGGACACCAUCAUAAUCUGUAUCCCAACGGGAUUAGGAUCCCACAAGAAAACGGGAUGCCACCGGGAUCGGGAUCCCAACCUUGAAUGUAUCCACCAGGAUCGGGAUCACACCGGGAAACGGGACUGCGCCGGGAUCGGUGUCAGCAUGGGAUUUGGGUCCCAAUGGGAUUGGGGGUCCCACCAGGACCCGGGUCCUAAUGCAAUCCCGUGCAACGCCGGUGAUAUUGGCUAGUUUAUAUAUAUAGGCCAAAUAAUAGAACCUGAUCACGAGAACUCAAGAACAACACGCCUUACAAAGUUACUAGUUUGUCUGUUAAUUCCUCUUAAACUGCAAUAAGUUCCAGCCAAUAAAAACACUACGAUUUUAUGUUGCCUAAAAUGAACACAUUCUGAAACAUGUGUAUAAAAACCAUAGUGUGUCCGUCAGCGUGUUUCUUCCUUUUAUUUUUAGUUCAUGUUUUGCAAUCGCUUUUUAUAUGUUUUUUCACAGCAUUCUGACAUGCGAUGUUUUAUUGUUGUGUUGAUGUAUAUCAUGUAAUACAAUUACAUUCCGCUUGCUGUACUCUCAGAUAUUACAUUACAGCUAAAUGUGUAUUUUAAUUUUUAGAUUUGUUUUUGUUCGCCGAAGAAGACGUCUUACCGACAUGUUCGUUCUUUUGUUUCAGUCCCUUUUUAUGGUUUCUCUUACCAGUUUUUUUUUAUUACUUGAUUAAAAAACAACAACCCACUUAAUCGUUUCCAACAGUUUCAAUAUAUUUUUCAUUUCCUCAAACACUGCUGCGAAGCAAGGUUAUUGAUUUAGUUUUGACAUGAAAUGGAAAAAUUACGUGAGUUUUCAAGUGCCCGAGUAAUGCUGCAAUCGUUACGGUUGCAAACAUUGUUCCGCAGAUGUAAAUAUUUUAUUAACUCGGUACUUUUCAUGACAUGACCCAAUUUGUGUGUCUUGACGCAGAUUGUCCGCUACCAAGGUGGAUGCUACACCAAGUUGACGGACGUCAUACACGAAUACAUUCUGUAUGCUGGCCUGGUGUUUGCGGCACUGCUCCUCUUUCAGGUAAGUUUGCACAACUCACGUUGGUCAUAGCAGGCCAUUGCUUAAGUUACGCCGAACAACAGAGUGUCGGGGUGGGGCGAGCCUCUGUGUGAAAUUCGGAAAAAUAAUAAAGGAAAAAAAAACAACUAAUCUUUAAUCAUAACAAUUACCCAUUAACACCCUCCCUAUUCACCGAUGCUCUCCCUUUUCCUCCAAAGUCUUUCUUACCCUUCUCUACCCUUUUUUUACCGCUUCUUCUCUCCAUUUUGUCCUCUCUACCUGCGUCUCCUUUCUCAAUGCUCUUUCUGCCUCUCCCUCUUACUCCCCCCCUCUCUUUUCCUCUCUUUUCUUUCCUCUCUACUCUUACACCUUUCUCUGUCAUUCUCUUUCGUCAUUUCCUGAUCAUCUUUUAUCAUCUCCCAUAGUUAAUUGUUGAAUUAAGUAUUAUAAUGAAGCAUGCUAGUUAAAGCUCUAUCCACAAAUAGAGGCAGGGGCAUCAAUUCAGGUUUUUUCAGGGGGAGGGGGCUGGGCAGAAACCAAAACUUGGUCGGCUUGUUAAGUUGUUAAUUUCUGGAAGCGCCACAGUACAUAGCAAUUUAAAUAAAUCAUGCAAAUUCAGGAAGGGGGGGGGGCGGUAAAUGUCCCACCCGGCCCUACCCAAAUGACGUCCCUGAUUAGAGGUAUGCGGGGGGGGGGGGGGGGUUGAUGCAUUCUUAGUGUGGUAAAUAGGUCUCAGAUAUCUGGUUAGAGGCUGUGUUAUGUAGAACACUUUUCCCACCCCCCCGGCCCUCCCCAAUGGCGGCCCUGGUUUGGGGGUUGGGGGGGGGGGGGAGAGGUUGAUGCAUUCUUAGUGUGCUAAAUACGUCUCAGAUAUCUGGUUAAGAGCUGUGUUAUGUAGUACACUUUUCCCGUGCUUGAACUUUGUUUCACCCCACAUUAUCUUCCUUGCAGACGGUAGCGUUUGUUGUGGAAGUGGCUUAGUAUUUGAUUUAUCGUGUUUACUACCGCCCACCAAUUAAACAUGGUUACUAUGUCUCCUAGUAUCUUGUCGAACAUUCGCGAUUUGCUCUAAAAACGUAAACAAAUGCUGAGUAGCUUCUGGAAGGCAGGGCUUACUUACGCUGCAUAUAUAAAGGGAUUGACAGACACGGAGAGAGAAGUAGAUUCAGAGAGAUAUUAUUAACUUUGCGAGACAAUUGUAUUAUUCUUUCUCUGCUCAUAUGUGUUUAUUCGAAUUCAUCAUUCAUCAUUAUUAAUUUGCACAUUGAACUAAUUGUGUACCGUUACAAGAUUUUCCAAUACUCUGUAAGUUGAUGAUUUGUAAUUAUAGUUCUUUUGUUUUGUAAUUGUAUUAUUACUAAAUUAAAUCUUAUUAAUUGUAAUUGGCAACAGUUUUGGGUGUCGUAUUUUUGUUAUUGAAUAUUUCUCUAUGGUAUCGUCCUUUGUUAGGCACUGUUUGAACGAGCCAUACAAUUAAAAUAGGAGAUUAAUUUCUCAAAAUGGAAGCUAGUGCGUAACAAGCUGUAAUAAAGAUUUGUUAAAGGCAUUCUAUCAUGUUUUUUUUAAUUCUCAUUUCUGCUCACUUGCUCAACAGCUCAUCCAGGUGAUUUGUGCCAUCGUCAUACAAAAGAAAAACAAAGUUUCCCCGUUCUAAAGGAACGGACCUAACUACCGACUAAAUGACGCUGUCAUGGUUUUGUUAGUCAUUUCAAUCAAACUAAAUUUUUAUUUUAUAUUAUAUGUUUGGUGUUUAAAAAAACAACAUUGAAUUAAUUUAAGUAUAUUUUAUAAUAAACUAACUAAUUCUUUAAAGUGUCUUUUUAGAUUAGUUCACCAAAUAAAAUAAAGAAUGAAUUUUUUUUUUUGUGUAUAAAUAUUUUCUCCUCAAUGUUAAUAAUUUCGUUUAAGUGUCUAUUACGUAAAUGAAAUAACAUUUAGUUGGAUGCUGUUUGCGCAGUGGCCCAGAGAAAUCUGAAACUUGACCUAACUUAAAUUUAAAAAAAUAAAAUGAACAAGUACUCAUUGCACUUUAUUUACUUAACUCAAUAAUUCUUAUGGAUUUAUCAAACCCAAAAUAGAGAAUUUCUCAAGAGCUGGGACUUGAGGCAUCAAACAAAAAAGUGUAAAGAAAACGAUUAAUUAAUAUUAAUCUUAGAAUAACAUAUGAAAGUAAAUGAAAGGAGAGAAGAUAAUGAACUUUGCUGUGUAGGCUAUUACAGUGUUAAAAUGUUUUUCUCUGUACUUCUUGCCCUUUUCCCUAUGAAAGAUAUCUGAUGUUACUUUCAGCAAUUUUUAAAAAAAAAUCUCAUUGCACUUUAUUUACUUAACUCAAUAAUUCUUAUGGAUUUAUCAAACCCAAAAUAGAGAAUUUCUCAAGAGCUGGGACUUGAGGCAUCAAACAAAAAAGUGUAAAGAAAACGAUUAAUUAAUAUUAAUCUUAGAAUAACAUAUGAAAGUAAAUGAAAGGAGAGAAGAUAAUGAACUUUGCUGUGUAGGCUAUUACAGUGUUAAAAUGUUUUUCUCUGUACUUCUUGCCCUUUUCCCUAUGAAAGAUAUCUGAUGUUACUUUCAGCAAUUUUUAAAAAAAAAUCUUACGUGAAAAUUCUCCAUUUUCUGUUUAAACUUACACAUUAAAAAAAUGUUUAUUAAAUUUCACAUUUUCCGUCCAGAAACACGUUCAUUACAAUAUCUAACAGAUCUUCCUCAUACAAAAUUGAAACCGUCAUGUUUUGUAGGCCUAUACCAUUUUUGUUUUGUUUUGAUGACUUUAUGAAUGAAGAAGUAACGGUAGCUGCCCAAGACUAAACAUAGUUAGUAAAAAUUAAAUAUGUUUAUUUUCUUUAAUCAUUUAUUUUAAAAUCGAUGACAUUUUGUGUGUGUUGUGAAUGAACUCAAAGAUAAUUUUUCUUAUUUUAAAAUGUAUACAUACAGGGAGAUAACUCACCGUUUAUUGAAUAAGAGUAGCUUAGAGUUAUGUCAUCUUUACAAGACGUUAAGGCUGGAGCGCACUCAGUUUAAAUAAAAGUAUUUAUAUUUGUAGCUCUAAGUAAUCCUUUGCACUAAAUUUGCAUUCAAAUUAUAGUGUUACGUAAUUUUUAUUUCCAAUUCUGUUUUUAUUGAAACAGAAUCUGAUUAGUUUUAGCGAAAGAUUGUUUAUUUUAUUGAUUAUUUUUUUUCCGUUUGGAAAUAUUUUGUAUUCGAUUUUUAAAUAUGAAAGCUUAAAAAAAAAAGUAUAUAAUUGCUGUCUGUGAUAUAAAAUUUACUGAACUUAAUCAGUAGAUUUUUAAUUUUUAUUUUACAAAAGAAAGAUGUGAUAUUCAAAAUAUUUCUAUGCAUAUAUAUUUAUAUAUAUUUAAAAUAAAAUCCUUGAAAACAA